AUGUCUCAAAUCGACCCUGCGUAUUUCGAAAAGCUCAAAGAAUAGCUUAACAGCCUAAACAACAACAAUGAGAGCUUCACUGAAAGGAAUAUCUUUGAAAUCCGAGAGAGAUUAAGUCGAAUUUCUGAGGAGGUACAUCAAGAAAGAAAUAGAGACACCAAUCAUGUAAUGAAUUUAUUUGAGUUAAUUAUAGCAAGUCCUUUAGAACAACUAGAAAAGCUUCGUUGAUAAUUGUUUGAACUUCAUUGUUUAUGUGCUUUAACAUGUUGAACCUCAGACGACUCGCAAUACAAAAUUCUUAAUUAGGGCUGCCAUCUUGGAAUUACUACAGAAGAAAAUUCUGUUGUAACACAUGACAUACCAAGUGGUUGAAUAGAUGACUGCUGUGUUGGAGAAGGACAACGAGAAUAAUGCUGCCGUGGCCAUCCGCAUUAUUAAUGAUCUACUAAAGUCUAAUCAAUAAUAAUCACAUCAAUAUUAAAGAUCAAACACUCUAUUUUCAGAUGCAUUGCUCUUGAGAUUAUACUCAUUCUUUGAGCAACGGAUUGAAUUCCUGGUUAAAUUUAAUAAUGAACUCAAAAAGUCUCAAUACAAGAAGCUUUUAGGAGAUAAUCAAAGUAAUCCCUUCCAGGAUCAGAAUUAUGUGUUACAAUCAGAGAGCGAGGACAAAAGAGAGAAGGACAUAAGACUCAAUAUUUAUAGUUUAUCUUUUGUGACUAACAUACCACCAUUCUUCAUUUACACAAUCUUUGUUUUAGACUCUAUAGUCAAAGAUGAAGUAUACAUUCAAUUUAAAUCUAGACCAAAACUCAAAUGAGAGAAAUCUUGAAGCGAGCCUUAAAGACCAUGAAUCAAGUGAUCAAUGAAACCAACUUCCAAGAUUUGUUGUAGAAAGUCCCAAGAAAUAUAGUCUAAGAACUCUUUAAUGCCUACUCCAAAUUUCUAUAAUUGCUGGCUCUUACCAUCAAAAGGGAUGAAAACUAGUUACAACCCCAAUCCAGAAUCAUCAAGGAUAUAUCUGACACCAUUAAAUUAGAUUCCGUCGUAGCCACCAUCAUCAAAACGCUCAAACAUUGUCCGGUUGACAUUAUGCACCUAAGGAUCGAUAUCAGCAACCGUCUGAAAUAGUCCAUCAUUUAAAAGAGAGAUCCCAUUUAAUAAAACGACAUGAAUGACAAGAUCAAUGAAAUUAAUGCCAAUGUGGCUGAAUUGAUUGAUGAAGAAACCAUAGUGGGUAAGAACCUUAAAAUACCACCCUAUCAAAAGACUAGCAUCUAUCAAAAUUGGCUAGACAUUGUUAAACAUGUAGUUUAAAGUUACCUUCCCAAAUUAGAGUAAACAUCAUAGCAAUAACCCCCAAAUAACUUAGAGAAAAUGUAGACAGAUUUCAUUAACAAUUAAACCUAUAUGGAAAAGAUUUUCAACACCAUAUUCAAAGUUCUAUUUGAUUCUUCCUUGUAAUUAUCCAUCCACGAAAAGGCAUUAGAUCUAAUCAAGGUGUUCUUAGAAUUAUUCUCUAGAUAAGGCACUUACUUCAUCGAUAAGAUCCUAUUGCAAUAUUACAUUGAUCAGCCUCAACAACAAUAAUAAUAGAAUGACUCCAUCUUCAAGGAAGUGACCACUCAUAGUCCAAAGUACAAAUUGUUGGAUAGAUUAUUCCAAAUGAUUGGAAUGAAGUUAGCAUAAAUCAGAAAGCAGAUCUAGUAGAUUAAAGAGAUGUUAAACAGAACCUAAAGAUGGGGUAUUAUCAAGAAAACAACACCAUAAACAAAUGUAUCGUCCAUGCCUUGUAAUAAUGAACCCUUAAAUGAGAGAUACAUUUCUCAAUUGGAGUAGUACAUUAAAGAGAACGAAAUUGAUAUCGAUCAGAAUCUAAUUACUUAAUAGGAUUAAGCAGCUACUCAAGUUUAUACUUAUGAUGAUGAGGAAGAAUACUAGGUUAAUUCUAUUAGCAUCAACUCAUACAGCUAAUUCAUUGAAUUCGCUAAAGAGGUGAAAUCGAAGAUAUUCGAUCAAUUGAAUGAAAUCCUACAGAAGUUACUUCACUUUGUGACCACGACCAAUAAGGACAUCGUAAUGAAGUAUAAAGGUAGACCCAACUUUUAAGUGUCUUAGAGAUUGGCACCCUUAGCUUAAGCUUCAAAUGAAAGCAAACCAUAUCUAAGCAAUCUGCAAUGUCACUACAUGUCUAAGAUAAUGAAAAAUGGUCUGAUGAUCUUUGAUGAAUUGCAUGAUCAUCAAAGAAACCAUUUUGAAAUUUUAGAUUAUAAAAAGAAAACAAUUCCUCUAUUCAUGCAAUUCUUCAUUUAGUUCCAAGACCCCAUAAAUUUUAAGAACAUCUUUGAACCUAAUUCCAAACUAUUGUUGAAGAUCUCAGUCAACUUAAUAAAGACAUGUCCAGAAACUCACUGUCUUCCAUUAUUGUUGUAGGAUCACCUGUAGAUAUUGAGUCAUCCCGAAAACUAAGCUUAACCUAAACUGUCAGUGAAGUAUUACAUAGAGUUCCUAUUGAAUUUAUAUUUGAGAGAACUGCAAACUACUCCAGAAUUGCCAUCCAGAUUCGGCUAUUGUAGAGGGGGUUAAUUGAUACAAAUGAGCAAUCAAAAAUAAUAAAAUGUAACAUAAAAAGAUUAAGAUGAAUACAUCUCAUUAAUACAGAAAUUGCUAAGAAUUCCAAUUAGAUUAUUUCCCAGAGUAAAAUGCUAAUAAAAUGAAGAACCCAUAGUAAAACCACUGGUGAAAUAAUUGAUACUGUUUUUUGUAAAGAAGUCACAUGAAACAUAUUAUCCAAUAGACUUUCUAGGAUUGCUAUUGUCGUUGGUUAAAAGAAUAUAGAAUAACGAUUAAGGAGAGGGAUUAUCUAAGUACUUCCAAUAAUUGUGUGACAAAUAUGAUCGAAAUGAUAAAUAAUAGAUUCUCCAAAGACAACAAUAUGAGUUGUAUCAUAAAUUUAAUUUGAGUGGAGUUAAUAUUGUUUUAAACAUGUUUGAGUUGUUUUAAACAGGCAUAGUGGAGAUUCAAGAUAUAGUCGCAGAAGUGAUAGCUAACUUCCCAUUGCAAAAGACCAUUCAAAUUAAUUUGGCCAAACAAUACCCUGUUUUCGCAUAAUGUCUAUUCAGAGCCUUGCACAACAUAUCCACUAUUGAAAAUUAAGUAAUUCAAAAGACACUAAUGUUAUUGGAGAACAUUGUAACCAAUUUGAGUAUGGAAGAAAUGAGAGAAUUCUUUGGAGAUCUCCUCCAACCAUUCAUUGAAAAGUUGCUGACAUUCCCAUCAGAAUAUAAAAUGGCCGACAUAUAUUCAAAAUAAGUGAACUUAUUUUUGGAUCCUUCCUUCAAAUCCUUAAAAAUAUUAUCCAAAUUGGGAGCCUUGGUUAGAAAAUCAGAAUGGCCCAUCGAGAUCAAAAGAACUCACACUGAUAACCCCUUCAUUAGAAACCAAUAUCUGGAAGUCCAGAUUGAAGGAUUGUAGUCUAAUCUAAAGAUCAACCUUUCUGAAACAGUAAGAUGUGCAGUGGAGAUUCUCCAAAACUUCUUGGAAUAACAAUUGGCCACAUAUCUAUUCAAAUAAUCUUCAAUUUAGCAUAGUUACUCGAUAGUAAAGAUGGUAUUGUUGGGGUAUUAUCAAAUGCCAAUUUAAUUUGACCAUGAUUUAUACAAUUAUCAAAUACCAGAAGGAAUGGCAUUGGAUAUGAAAUUACAGUCUCGUUAAUGUGAUCAAGACUUAUUGAUGUAUUAAGACGAGGAGUUGAUCUCAUCAGUAACCAAGGUGUUUAUUGGGUUAAGCAAUUUUCAUAAUAUCAUCCAGACUCUCACAACAGCCACAUUCCACAAGAUCAAGGAAGAUGUAGAGAACGUUGUAACAACCUUAUCUGAAAUGUUUUUCAUUCAAUUAGCCGAUGAUCAUUGCGAAUAGAUUCAACAACUCAAGUAAACCAAACCUGAUUUGAAUUCGCUCUAUGCCAUGACAGAGGAUAUUGUGGCCAAAUAUUUGAGAGAGAAACCUCAAUCCAUUAAAUGGCUAUCUCAUCUCUUCAAAGGUUUAAACAAGAGGUAUAUGCUCACAGCUGAGGAGAAUAUGAAUUUCAAGGAUUUCUAUAUUCAGCAACAUGAGUUCAUCUGGAUUAAAUUACUCAUGGGCAAUUGUCUUAAGAAAUACAAGAGAAUAUUGAGUAAUCAUAUGAAAAAUAACAAUGAGAAUAUGGCAUGGGCAUAUAAUGUCUAUUAUACAGUUAUAAUUCGUUUGUUUGAAGAGUUUGUAUACGAGAAGUUUGGUAAGUAAACCUAAUUGCAAAAGGAAGAUGAUCGUCGUAAAAAAAUACAAAUCGUUUAAUGUAAAUUAUUGAAAUAUACUUAGCUUAUGGAGGAACUAUGAUACCAUCUGAGGGAUUGAAUUGCAGAUCCAUUUCCAUUGAAUUACUGACUGAAAUCCAGAAUUUCAGACCCAAAUUUGAAGAUUAUUACAAAUCAAACUAAUUAAUUGGAUUACCCUACAUACCUGAUCAAAGAAUUGUGGAAUGCUCAUUUAUUUUGUUAAGAUAACUACCAGAAACAAUAAGAGUCGUAUCAUAAUAGCUAACUAGAAAUUUAUUAUUUUAGACCGUCAAUUAGUUGAUUGAAAAUCUGAAUUUUGAUCAUUCAAAAUACCCUCAUUCUCAUUAGAGUACGCUUAUGUUAUCGAAUAAAUUAAGAGAGUUUGUAAAGGUCAUCACACAAAACUGUCUUACAUUCAAAAAGUCAUUGUUAUAGAUAUGCACUGAAUUGCUCGAUCAUAUCAUUGCCAAUUACUAUUAAGGCAAUGCUGGCCCAUUAUUUUAUAUGAAUAUCGGCGAUAGCAUGAAUUCUAGAUUUGAAGAGCUAAUUAAACCCAUACCGUUAGAUGAAAUCACAGGCCCUAAUUAAUAGUAAUUAUUUUGGGUUAAUAUUGACUAUUCGGAUAUCCCUACUUCUCCAUACACUCAAAAUACAGUCCUUAGAGAAUUAGUCUUGAUCAUUAAACAGUUGUGUGAAGAACAAAAAAUGUCAGAUAUGACUGCUCAGAGAUAUGCAAAUGGCUUUAGAAUAUUGGCCUACUUAUUUUAGAAAUAAGGAAAGCACAAGUCAGUUUCGUAUAAUUUAUUCAAAGUUUUGUAAAUUGUUGAGAAUGAACCUUCUUUGAUUCCAUGCAUUGACGAAUUUGUUCAAUAAUCGUUUAAGAUCAUACAAUAAAACGAGGAUACUUAUUACAAAUAAUCCAAACUGAUUCUUACGAAUGAGGAAUAGCAACAACAGAAUGCUCAAAUCAAUGUAUCCCAUGGGUUAGAUGAUUUGGAUUACAAAAUCAAUAUUGAAGACAUAGAUUUUGAAAUCAAAUGGCAAAGUUAUAUGGUUGUAGCAGUGUAUGGCUUCUUGAAAUCUAUAGCCACCAUCAAUUACAUAUAUCUGAUUCAGAAACACCUUCAGAAGAACAUCGACAAAAAUCUAGCAUUUAAACCCCCCAUCUUGGCUAUGAAAUUCAAGACUGUUGAGAUUCUGUAUGAGGGACUCUUGAGAGUUGAAUCCAGCAUUAGACAGGCAGGUUAUAGAUAUCUAUAGGAUUUGUUGUAACAGGAGGGCAUUUCUAAUGACAAGACCCUAUUUGAGAAUGAUGAUCGAUUGAAAAAGGUCAUGAAACCCUUGCUUACAUGUGUGUAGUCAGACAUCUUUCAUUACGUUCCUUCAUUCUUGAAGUCUCUGAAGCUCAUUUUGAAGAUAUUCAGCAAGGUUUUUCAUAAGGCCUUAUCGGAUAAGUUGUAAACUCAUUUGACGAGGAUUGUUUAAGACAACAUACAAUAACCCAUAACUCAAAAUAAUUAAUUUUGUACAGCUAUGGAAUGGUUAUAUCAAUAGUAUUAAUCGCAAGAAUCAUUGAACUUUUAGAUGGGUAUCAUAUCUGGACUCUUGAAAUUAUUCCAGCAUCUAACCUCGUAGCUUACGAACCCAUCCAAUGGGACCAAUAAUAUUAAUAUUGUUUAGAAAAUAAUUACGGAUACCAAUAAUCUAAGACGUAACUACGUUUUCAGAGUGUCUUAAAUGUAACUUAAUCAAUCUAUUGAUAAACCAUUAGUUAAAUUCUUAAACACUCUAGCUGCUAACUACUUCGAUGUCUUCUAGUCAUCCUACAAUAUUGGAUAGAUCCAAUAGUUUUAAAAACAAUUGGAAGGAGUGAGCCUACUAUUAGCUAAUUAAACUCCAAUCAAGGGUCUCUGGGAGUAAUUGAGGGAACGUCUCCAAUAUAUUAAGACAGUCAGACAGGUUAUCUCUGAGCCUACCGCAUUUCCUUUGAGAGAGAAACUGUGCAGAGAGAAGAGCUAAUUGGCACUCAAGAUGGAGCGAUUCAAUAAAAUUAUUGAUGAUUUGAGCUCAGCUCUGGAAAAAGGGUUGUUAAAUAUUCAAACUCCAUUGACCCCAGAGUUACAGCAAUCUUUUCAUCAAUCCUACAUAUAAAAAUUGAUUAAUGUGAUAAGUGAAAUCAAGAUAGAGAUUGUUCAAUUCGGUUUUCAAUUGUGCAAGAGGAAUCCCUCAUGUUUGAAGAAGAAUAACCAUUUCCUGGAGAAUUGCAUCUUAAACAAUAUAAAGGACCUUUUGGAGAAGUAGAAAUCGAAUAAUUAGAAUAAGAAAGUGCAAUAGAGUCAAUUACAGUAAGCUUACAAUCAAUUGAUACUUUCCAAUCAGCAAAUCAAUAGUCUAUUGAACAGACAUUGCAGUAUGUUAAAAUAAUUCAUCUCAUAAAACGAAGACAGCAGGGCAGCUAUUUAAGGAAUGCUGAGAUUGAUACUGUAUUCAACACAGGAUAAGGUCAAGAAGUGGGUGAUGAAUGUAGCUAUGAAUAAGUCAAUAUCAUUGAGAAAGAGAAUCAUUGAAAUAUGGAUGGACAAUUUCAAGUUUUCUGAGGAUGAUCAAAUAAAUCAAGUACAAAUGAUUACUGGAUAUCAUGUAAUUUAUCCCAUCUUAUUCCAUUCCAAUUAAAGGUAUGAUGAUAAACAAAGAAAUGAUUUAAGUCAAAUAAGUCAAUUGUCUUUAUUUUAGAGAAUGAAAGAGAUCAAUGAUGACUUCUUUAAAUACUAUGGCAAGAUCUUGAGUGAUAUUGAACAUCACUGUCCCAUGAAUUUCACUUACAAAUUGCCUAAUAGUACUUUAACAGCCAAAUUGUCAGAUGUGAAUCAUUAUUACAAAUCAUCCGUGAUUGAUAUGCUCUAGAUUAGUUCAUAUCUAUUAUGCUUUUAAGAACAAUAGUUACCAUCAGAAUUAAAGAUGUCAUUCCUAUAAUUUGGAUAUGAUAUGAUUAAUAAAUCGGAUAAACUGGUGGCAUUCCAUGCCAAUUUGUACUUCAGUAAAUUCUUAAAGAAGAUUGGGUUGAUCUAAAAUGACCCGAUAUCUGUCAAUAAGAGAUAUUUAAAAAUAUAUAACAAGGCAUUAAAACAAUUGGAUGAGAGUGGAUAGUCUGAAUAAGAGUUAUAUAGCUUAUGUAAGAAGAUAUUUAGUGUGGUCUUACCUUGGUUGGAUCAGGUUGAAGUACAAGAUCAAAAGGAUUGGAUUUAAGCAACUCAAUAGUUACUGAAGUAGGAAUCUUCGAAUUUAGACUUUGAACAGGCUUAAAAGGUGAGUAGAUUCUGGUCUAUGUUUAUAAAGAACCAUAAAAUAUUCCACAAGCAUCAUGAAUCAUUUACAAUCCACAUCAUAAAUUCAAUGCAAUAGAUCGGAUUCUUCAAUUAAAACUAGUCUCCUUAAGCUCCAAUAAUCAUCAAUAGUUAUUAGAAUUAUAGAAGAAUAGCAUUGGAUAUGGCAUUUCUGUAAGUGGAGUGGAAGACUAAAUUGAUAAAGAAUGACUUAUAACAAAACAAUGCCAAGAAAUUCCGAGAUUCAUUCUAUCAAAGUGAGGCUCAAAAUCAUGAUGAAUCGCUGUCCAGUGAAAUCUACUAGUCCUUUUUUAUUAAGCAAUCACUCAAAGCUCACAACAUAGAAGAUGCUGAACUUCAGAAAAGAGCCUUGUAUUUAUUGAAAAAGAUCUUGAUAAUUGCUCCCCUGACGAAUUAUAAGAUGAAUAUGGAGACAGUGAAGAAGAACAUAGCAAAUCUGAUGAAUUAAAUAGUGGAACCUCAAUAAGGAAAUUAGAACAUGAGAUAAAUACCACAAUAGCCUACUGCUUACUUUAGGUAUUUCUUAAUCGUGUUGCAUAUCCUGACUAUUAUUGCUGAGUUUUAACCUUCUAAUAAGAUAAAUCAAUUGUAUCAACCAUUUUUUGACAUCAUCUUCCAUAUGAAUCUAUUGCCAGAUUAGGUGCAAUAGUAGAUGGCACCCAGACCCAAUGCAGGUAGAAUUCCUCCAACUCAACCCAGACAAGCACCUCAAUAAAACAGGAUAUAUAAUCCUCAGCCUCCUUAGGAUAGAGGGCAACAACAUUCAAAUGCGUUGACUCAAGAUCAUGCUCCGCUUGUCUUCUCAAUUUUUAACAUCUUUAGGAAGCUGCUGAAGAAUGCAAAGGAGAAUUAAAACGAAGAGAGUGAUAAGUUUCAGAAUCAGCUUUCCACUUGGGUGAAGGAUGCCAUACAGUAGCACCCUUAAUAUAAGAGGAGUAGUCAAUAGCAAAUGAGCUAGUUCAUGGGAUCGAGGAUUCAGACUCAAGUAUUGAAGGUGAACAUCUUAUCAAUCUUCUUGUUGAAGUUGUUCUUCAACAACGACAUCACCUAUGUGAGACCGUUGUUGCCUUCCUUAAAGAGAAUAGCCGAGAUGCUGAUAGAGUACUUGAAGUAGAAGGAUAAGGGAGAUUAGUAUUUGGACAAUAUGAGAAAGUACUCAAUCCCCAAGAAGCAAUUCAACAUCAGGGAGAAUGAGCAAUGGGAGAAUGAUUCUUAGAAGCAAUACACUCACACAGAUUUAUCCUAAUAUAUCAUGGAUUUUGGAUUGAUGACAGAUGAUUUCCCAUUUGGAGUCAAGAAAAGUGAUGAGAUACUCUAUUUCCCAGAGGAUUUCCCUGAGAAUCAGAAGAUCAAGUUCCACUUGUAUAGAUCAGCUCUUCAAAAGACUUUGAAGAUGAUCGCUUACAACUUUGAUGAGAUCAAGGAUCAGAAGGAAUAAAUUGAAUAUUUGCAAAUGCUAAUUUGGAUAAUAGAGUCGGUGCCUGAUUAUGAGUUGAAAUUGGAAUGCAUCUCAAUAAUGAGGAUGCUAUUCAUCAAUGGAAUCUCGAAUAGGGAGGGUUACUUAUAGGCAAUAUCAGUAUAUCUGUCUCCAGUGAGAUCAUUCCAAAUGAGACAAGAAUUAAAGAAGAUGGAGGAGAAUCUGUAAUUCAAGCCGUCCAAGUUGUCUUAUGAGCAGCAAUUAAGUUUCUUCUUUGAUCUGAACAAGUUCCAAAGCAUGUUCGACAAGAAGAUCGAUCAAAGGAGUUCUGAUAGUUAUGAUAAUCAACAUGGGAAGAUCCAAGAUCUGAAAGUGUUCAAAUUGUACUUUAUUUUCUUAUGCGAACUAUUGUUGGUGUAUCCAUUCAAGAAACAAUAAGGUUCAAUCAAUAGUGGAUUUUAUCUACUAAAGAAUAUAUUUGAUAAGGGGAAUGGUUCCUUGAGAGAAUUCAGACGUAUCCUAUAGAUAAUAAGUAAAUUGAGCACAUGUUUGGAUUACUUGUAAUUCUUCUAUCGAAUGAUUCUUGAUAUCUACGGAUAUACAUACGAUCGAUUCCUGUAAUUCGUGUUAGGUGAUCCAAGCAGCAAGUAGCAGGAAUAGCCACUUCAGACAGAGGGUGAAGAGAUCAUGUUGAUGGCUGUCAAAUUCAUGAUGUUAGGAAGAGGACACAUGUUGUCUCCCUAGGCAUUCUAGCCUACUCAACCAAAUCAAAUAGUUGUGAAGGUGGUACCUAAGGAUGAGGACUCCAUGAUGAGAGAACAAGUGCUCAAUAAAUAUUUGGCUAUUUAUUACAGGAAGAAGUACUGGCAGAAAUUGUACAAUUCAAGUAUCAAACUGUUCACCAGUGAGUAUCUACCUUCCAUAGUCAUUUACAAUCUGUCUUACAUUCCAAUAUAAGAUUAACCGCAAUAGCCAUUAAGAGAAUGCAUCAUUCCAAGUGCAGCCAUUGAAUUGAUGGGCACAGCUGCUAAUGUGAGCAGUCGUUUACUAAAACCAAUAUUUAAUCAAGUUGUGCUUAACGACAUCAAAACUAUCAGUUAAAUCACUGACUAUCUGUCGUAACAAUCCAUAUCCAAUGGCACUCUAUAGACAAUAAGUAAUUUCUUGGUGCAAUAGAUUCUAUCCCAAAUGACUAAUAUUUAUGAUAUUAUGGACAAUCAACAGACUCAACUUAAUUUCAAUAAUUUAAUUAUGUGUCUUAGAUAGAAGAAUCUUCUAUCAUUGGCAUAAUAUCUAUUGGAAUAUAUUUAUUAAUAUUUGAAUGAGGAUUCAUCCUACUAUUCACAAUUAAACGAAGACAUCCUCGUUCAACUACAAGGAGUAUACCAAGAACAAUGGAAUAAACAAUGCUUAUUGGGUUGUAAAGCCUUGACUGCCACUCAACCUUGGGUUAGACAGUUGGUUUUAAUCAACCAAUUAAGAGAACCUGCUUAAUCAUAUUAAUUGAUCUUAAGUAAUUAAGAGAGUGUUGAUCAAUUUUGGUUGUAAUUGGAAUAAGAAACCAAUGAGGCCCAGGGCAUUCAAAAGGAAUAUGAUCAAUAAAUAAUUCAUCAACUAUUCACAGAGUCGUUGUAAUAAUUGAAUUAAUGGAACACACUCAAAUAAGUAGACAUGAGUAAGGUAUAAGCAGUUCAGAACAAAAUAAUCAUGAAUUUCAGAGAGAGACAAAGAGAUGCUACUGAUCAAGGAUGGAAGGAUUUGAAUCAGUUGUCAGAGGUGAAACCAAACAUACAACAGAAUGAUCUCUAUUGCUAUAAUUCAGCCUAUUUCAAGUUGCUGGAUUUUGUUAGAGAUGAAGCAUCUUCAAAUCAGCAUGGAAGAGGGGGCAAUCAUGUGUUGUAAUCAAUCGAAUAAAAUCUUAAAUAUGCUCAAAUUAUCAAUUGCUACAACUUCAUCAAAACCCUCCCCAAACUCACCUAAUCAUAUGAUCAAACCAUGGCCUCUCCUUAAUUGUGGGGUAACAAAUUCCUUAAUUUUGUGUCUCAAUUCUAACUGUACACUGAAUUGGAAGAAAGUCUCAGACAAUAUGCUCCAACUCAACCCGCCUUUCCUGCCCAAGCCUAAAAUGCCUAUGAUCAAUUGUUGGACCUGCUAUCUAAUUCCUAUCAAUCCAGUCUGCUAUGCAAAAAGUACUUCUUCGAAAGACAACCAACCAAUAUCGAUCAACAAGAAUUCACUUUUGAUUUGAUUAGCUAAAGGAUGGUGCAAUUAUAAAUGUGUUUACAAAGAUUCAAUGGACAGCUGAUUCAAUAAACUAAUAAUCAACAAUUACAAUCAAAUACUAAUCUAGAUCAAAAGAGCUACUAGCUGGCUGCUUUGGAUUACAAGACCUUACUAUAUCCAAUGAGGUACUAUUAAUAGAAUGGCAUCUUUGAAUUGUUUGAUGAAUAACCAAUUCUGAAGGAAGUGCCGAAAGUACUUCAGGUAUAUGCAGAGAAAGUCUACCAACUGGAGAAAAUCAAAUUCAAAACAGUGAAAUUCUAAGAUGUGGACAACAAUCAAUAGAGCUUGACUGAAUUGCUCAAUUAUUUCACUUCCUUGACGUUGGGCACUUAUAGUGCUGAAGAAUUCAAAAAUUACAUGAUCAGUAAGAUAAGAAGAUAUAAGAUGAUCAAUUAAUUUUACAAAUUAUUGAGGCUAGAUCAAUCAACUGAAUCUAGCAAUGGAAUGUAAAUUGAGGAACAAAAACUAGAGGUCAUGGUCAGUCAGACGAAUGAAUUCUUCAUUCAAAACUAAGUCAACUAUUUGAAAUUCUGGAAAGAAGCCCAUAAGGUGUAUCAACUUGCACACAAGAAGUAUAGCAACAACAUUAAGUUUGCACAUCAUUACAUUCAAAUUACACCUUUAAGCAUGUAAUAUAAACCACAGAAAUUCCCUAUCACUGGUAUGUACAUGUUUCAUAUCCUUAACAUCACAAAUCCAACUGACUCAAUUGUAACAGAUGCAUUCUCUUAAAUAAUUGGAUUAAUACCCCUGCAUUUAUUGCAACGAUUCCUCACCUAAUUAGUAUCCACCUAUCUCUAAACUCCAUGUGAUUAAACAAGAAAAGAUUGCUUAGAUGCCAUCAAUAAGUUAUGCACCUUCAACCCUCUUAAUAGCUUUUAACUCAUAUAAUACAUAAAGAGUUUGGGAUAGUGCACUGAUGAGAGAACUUCCUAGCUUGUCAAUUUUAUACAAAGUUCUUCAAAAUUAAACCAAAAAAUAGCUUCAAUCUACUCCUUACGUUAUCUUUUCAACUCCGUGUUUGAUUAGCAGAUUUGGGAUAAUGUUGAAGAAAUCAUUUAUCAAUGUGGGAAAAUCUUAGAUUCCAAACACUUUGAAAUUAAUGCUAGUAAUAUCAAUGAUAGGUGUCAAUACAUCUUAAAUAUCAUACAAAAGAACCCUUAGAUCAAAGAUAUGAUUAAGUAAUAUUGGCAAUUUAGUGAUUUGAAUAAAUUAUUAAAAAGUGAUCAACUCAAAACCAUUCAAACGAUUUAUCUGAUCACUCUGAAAUGCAUUUACAUCAAUCUCUUUGGAAUCAAGAUGAAUUUGGAAGAGGACUUCCCAUUACAAUUAAGCAAUUCCAUGAAUUCAUUGUUGCCGAAAUAAAUCUAAAUUGAUUAGUUGUAUUCAAUCAAUGACGAGUUCCAAAUGAAUCAACUCCCCAUGUUUGGAUUGGAUGGUCAAAUCAAGAGAACUUAAGCAUUUGAGACAAUCUAUGUCACUAACAUGUUUCCAACUAUACACUUAAUGUUUUUAAGGAGAAAGCGAUUCAUAAGACAAUUAGCCUUGUUAGGAAACGAUGAGAAGAAGUACUUCUUCCUUUUGAAGACUAAGAAAAUAGAAAACAAGAAGUUCAUACAAUCAAUUCUUGAUGAACACAUAUCCACUCAGUUUGUCAAGAUCACUAACAUCUUAAAUUAAAAUUAUAAAGAAACCAAAAUCAGAAAUGUGAAACACAUGGUUUCAGACAAAUACCUCUUGGAAUACGAAAAACAAUAUUAUCAAAUAGAACCAUAUUAGGAAGAAACCUAUAAUCUCAGUAAUAUAUUAGACACAAUCCUACAAAUACAUUAUCAUGCUAAUCCCAACAGCGAUCCCUCCAUCAAAAUACCCUACUAUAGGUAAUUAUAUAAUGUGAUUUUAAUUUAGCUCGCAAUUAGAGAAGGAACACUUGAAAAAGGAUGAUCUAACCAAGUACAUACUAAGAUUUUCAAAAACUAUCGAGACUUUUGUGUAAAUUAGAAAAGUGUUUGUUGUCAACAUAGGGGUUCAAUUUGCAUUAUCCUUCACUAUGGCCAGCAGUCAGGCUCCUAAAUAAUUGGAAAACCUGCAAAUAAAUUUGAGCAAUGGGAACUUCUAUCAAAAGAAAUAUCUAUUUAAAGUGAAUAACCAAAGACUCACUUUAUAUGAUCCUUUUGCUAUCAGAUACUCCAGGAACAUUGAGCAUUUAGUGGGUGAAGUCAAUUUACAUGCAUAUUUAAUACCGACAUUCACAGCAACCAUUAUUGGCAUUCUAAAUAACGAGUAAAAGUAUCAUUCUAUUCUCUAGUCUCCAUGAGUACUUGAAUGUUGUGUUUUGGUAGUUGGGAUGCAAGGACUCGAUGGAACCAUUCAUGAAGAAGUUGAGAGAUAUAGUGUAUGAGAAUGGAGUCAUUGAUUCUAAAUGCGAUAGACUGAUUGCCAUAUCUAGGAAUUUAUUCAGUGGAUAAGAGAAGCUUAAAUUAUGGGCCAAAAGAUGGUUCUGAUAUGUUUUUUAUGAAUUAUUAUAAAAUUUAAUCGUUUCUUAAAAC
This is a messenger RNA of Paramecium octaurelia, 13906 nucleotides long. Lineage: Eukaryota; Ciliophora; Oligohymenophorea; Peniculida; Parameciidae. The record is from the annotation of a GenBank genome assembly.